Fusarium sp. VM40 is the source of this 2130-nucleotide messenger RNA. NCBI's taxonomy places the organism in Eukaryota, Fungi, Ascomycota, Sordariomycetes, Hypocreales, Nectriaceae. The record is from the annotation of a GenBank genome assembly.
AUGAAGUCACCCUAUUUACUGGCAGCUUUACUUGCUGCACCAGCUCAAUCAGCGCCGACCGUCGACGAGACAUACCCUUAUCCCGGUUCCAAAAUCCCUAUUGGCGAUUGGGUCGACCCUACCGUCAAUGGCAAUGGCAAAGGAUUUCCGCGUCUAGUCGAGCCCCCAGCUGUCAAGCCUGCCUCUGCGAACCCAAGUAAUAACAUCAAUGUUAUCUCGUUGUCAUAUAUCCCUGCAAAGGAUGAAGAAACCACUGUCGGCAUCAGCAUUCACUACCAGACGCCUUUUGGUCUGGGCGUCCCGCCCUCGGUUCAAUGGGGAGCUAGUGCCUCCGCCUUAAAUAAUCUGGCUACCGGCUCCAGCGUAACAUACGAUCGCACUCCUCCCUGUUCUCUCAUCACUGUUGUUACUCAGUGCAGCCAAUUCUUCCACAACAUUCAUAUCGAAAAUCUCAAUCCCGGCACGACAUACUACUACCAGAUCCCUGCUGCUAACGGCACCACUCAGUCUGAUGUGCUUAGCUUCACUACCGCCCAAGCCAAGGGCAAUCCUUCCAAGUUCAGCAUUGCUAUCAACAAUGACAUGGGCUACACGAACGCCGGCGGUACCUACAAGUACAUGAAUGAGGCGGUUGAAGAGGGCUUGGCAUUUGUCUGGCACGGCGGUGAUCUUAGCUAUGCUGAUGACUGGUACUCUGGCGUCGUGCCUUGCGACUCUGGAUGGCCCGUUUGUUACAACGGCAGCUCGAGUCAUCUCCCCAAUAAUGAUACCAAUCCCGAUUACUUCAACACGCCUCUUCCAGAAGGAGAAAUACCAAACCAAGGUAGUCCUCGUGGUGGUGACGUGGGCGUUCUUUACGAGUCCAACUGGGACCUUUGGCAGCAGUGGAUGAACAACAUCACCCUAAAGAUUCCUUAUAUCGUUCUUCCUGGAAACCACGAGGCCACGUGUGCCGACCAUGAUAAUCCUCCGUAUAUCCUCUCUGCAUAUCUCGAUGAGGGCAUAGCGAAUGGCACCAGCCCCGACUCAACGCUAAAUUACUACUCGUGUCCACCUUCGCAGCGCAAUUUCACCGCCUUCCAGAACCGCUUCCACAUGGCAGGCGAAAAGUCCGGUGGCGUUGGUAAUUUCUGGCACUCGUUCGAUUAUGGCUUGGCACAUUUUAUAUCCAUUGACACGGAGACGGAUUAUGCUCACAGCCCGGACAAGACGUUUGUUGAAGACCUCGAGAAGGUGAAGCAGGAGGAGGAUUGUCUUGGCAAGGAUAAGGAUUCACCCAAGUGCAAGUGCAAGGGCAAGGACAAGGAUACACCUGAAUGCGAGGAAGAAAAGUGCGAGUGUGUGAAGAUCGAAAUGGGUGAUGAGACGGAUUUUGCAGCCGAAGAGGCCGAUCUUUUGUCUGACAAGACUCAUCCUCUGGCUAACAUGACACACAUCACGGAUGCUGGUCCCUUUGGAGCAAUCCACGGUUCAUACAAGGACAACAAAGCCUAUGAGCAAUACCAGUGGUUGAAGAAGGAUCUCGCUAGUGUUGAUCGAUGCAAGACCCCAUGGGUUAUCGUCAUGGGCCAUCGCCCUAUGUAUAGUUCCAAAUGUGGUGACUACCAUGAACAUCUUCGCGCAGCUUUUGAGAAGUUGUUUCUGAAGCACAAGGUCGAUCUCUACAUUGCUGGACAUGUGCACUGGUAUGAGCGCCUUAAGCCUAUCCGGAACUGUGCUGUUGACGACACCGCCAUCUUGAACAAUAAUACAUAUAAGGUGAAUCCCGGUAACUCGAUGGUUCAUCUCAUCAACGGCGCUGCUGGAAACAUCGAAAGCCACUCUACUACCAGCAACAAGACAUACCCUGACAUAACUGCUUUCCGUGAUCUCACCAGUUUUGGCUUCUCCAAGUUGACCGUCCACAACGAAACAGUCCUUUCUUGGCAAUUCAUAAAAGGUGAAGAUGGCUUGCCUGGUGAUUCUCUCACUGUGCAAAAGGACCCAUCUUCAACCUGCCAGGCUUUCGACUUCUCUGAUUCCUCGGGGACAUCUUGCUCUUCUGAGUGCUCUGGCUCUGCCUCUGGGUGGCUUCUCUGGCUCUACUGCAACAUCUCUUGCUCCAGCUUCUGGGAGACACUGAAGCAUUAG